Hyaloscypha bicolor E is the source of this 1347-nucleotide messenger RNA. Its product is annotated as glutamine synthetase/guanido kinase. The record is from RefSeq and is a predicted model, not a curated record. Bases 1 to 1347 code for a protein of 448 amino acids. Gene Ontology annotation, molecular function: glutamine synthetase activity. Lineage: Eukaryota; Fungi; Ascomycota; Leotiomycetes; Helotiales; Hyaloscyphaceae. The transcript is spliced from 2 exons.
AUGGGCGACUUAUCUGAAAACCAGUCUUCCCUAUCGCUCCGCGAUGGCGUUGCAGAUCCUACUGCACUCGAGACCUUCCUUGCUAUCAAUCCGUCAAUCGAAUUCAUCCGUUUUCAAUGGGUUGACUUCUCCAGUGUUUUGUUUGCGCGUGUUGCCACGAAAAAGUUCGCCCGGUCUCUUGCUACAAAGCACGAGCCAAUCACAACACCUGCUCCUGUCCUUACCGCUCUGACUGUCAAUGGCGAAUUUCAAUUCGAGGACUAUGACAUUGGCGACGCUGAAGUUUGGCCAGACUGGUCCUCCCUCAAAGUGUGCCAUUAUCAUCCUAGCCAUGCACAAGUCAUGUGCUUUGUUUACGAAGGCGGGGAGAAAGACGGCAAAGGCUUUCGGCGUUGUCCUCGCAGUCGCCUUCAAGAGAUCACCAACACCGCCAAGAAAGAGCACGACAUUGAUUUACUUGUGGGCAUUGAAAUCGAGUUCUGCAUCUUCGAUGAUUCCAAAGGGACACCUGAACAUCUUCCCAUCGCUCCAAAUGCUUGGUCCGCAGCUAGUUUGAACAACAAGUACACGCCAAUAAUCGAGGAGAUUGUGCACUCGAUCACGAAAGCCGGAAUCGACGUGAGGCAGUUCCAUAGCGAAGGCGGUCCCGGUAUAUUCGAGAUCUCUCUCGAGCCUCUUGCUCCGCUGCAAGCAGAAGAUUCGUUGAUCUACUGCGAGGAGUCCAUCAAGAACAUCGCUCGACAACAUGGGCUGCGUGCCACUUUGUUCCCCAAGCCAUUUGAGAAGUUAUCGGGUAUUGGACUUCAUCACCAUUUGUCCAUUUCCCAGAAAGACAAGGAAGAUGCUUUCUUAGCGGGCUUGUUAGAGAGCUGGAAAUCACUGGCUGCAUUUUUCAUGCCAAACUACGAUAGCAAUGCCAGGAUUUACCCUGGUGAAUGGAUUACAUGGAGUGAGCAGAAUAAGAGUGCUACCAUCAGGAAAGUCAGACCUGGCCAUUGGGAAUUAAGAAGUAUCGACGGCACGGCAAAUCCGUAUCUCACCAUGACGGGAAUCCUCACUGCUGGACUACUCGGCAUCUCGAAGGACAAGAAAUUGAUGCAGAAGGAUCACAAAAAGAUUGCUAUUUUGGGAUUCGACGACAAAGAGGUCGAGGAGUUUGGCAUAAAGGACAAGAUGCCAACGAGUUUGAAGGAGGCGCUUGGGAACCUGAAGGCGAAUGAGGAGUUGAAAGAGGCUUUGGGACCGGAAAUCAUUGAUCGGUAUCUGAAGAUCAAGGGGAAAGAGGAAGAAAUUUUCGGAAAGCUGAUUCUAUCUGAGAGGAGGGCGCUGUCUAUGGUUGUCUUUUGA